Rhodamnia argentea is the source of this 1423-nucleotide messenger RNA. RefSeq names its product phosphoenolpyruvate carboxylase kinase 2. Gene Ontology annotation, molecular function: ATP binding; calcium-dependent protein serine/threonine kinase activity; calcium/calmodulin-dependent protein kinase activity. The record is from RefSeq and is a predicted model, not a curated record. Bases 55 to 897 code for a protein of 280 amino acids. Gene Ontology annotation, cellular component: cytoplasm; nucleus. Lineage: Eukaryota; Viridiplantae; Streptophyta; Magnoliopsida; Myrtales; Myrtaceae. Gene Ontology annotation, biological process: peptidyl-serine phosphorylation; protein autophosphorylation; intracellular signal transduction. The transcript is spliced from 2 exons.
UUAGAAAAAAAAACUGCCCCCACAGAAGCCGCAACAGAGAGAGAGAAACCUAAGAUGUGCGAGGCCCUGACGAACAGCUACCACCUCCUGGAGGAGCUCGGCCGCGGCCGCUUCGGCACCAUCUACCGCUGCUUCUCCCCCGCCAAGAGCGCCUUCUUUGCCUGCAAGGUCAUCGACAAGUCCCUCCUAUCUGACGACCCCGCCGACCGCGACUGCCUCGAGAACGAGCCCAAGAUCAUGUCCCUCCUCUCCCCGCACCCCCACAUCGUCGACAUCGCCGACGCCUUCGACUCCCCGGACUCCCUCUCCAUCGUCAUGGAGCUCUGCGACCGCCGCACCCUCUUCGACCUCGUCGCCCACCGCACCCUCUCCGAGGCAGAGGCCUGCCAUUACGCCAAACAGCUCCUCUCCGCCGUCGCGCACUGCCACCGCCUCCGGGUCGUGCACCGCGACGUGAAGCCCGACAACGUCCUGCUCGACUCCCGCAACGACCUCAAGCUCGCCGACUUCGGGUCGGCGAUCUGGCUCGGCGAGGAGGGGAGGGCGACGGCGGAGGGCGUGGUGGGGACCCCGUACUACGUCGCGCCGGAGGUGCUGCUGGGGAGGGAGUACAACGAGAAGGUGGACGUGUGGAGUGUCGGGGUGAUCCUGUACAUCAUGGUUUCCGGUGUGCCUCCGUUCUAUGGGGACUCGGUGGAGGAGAUCUUCGAGAAGGUGGUGAGGGGGAAUUUGAGAUUCCCGACGAAGCAUUUCAGGGGGGUGUCGGCGGACGUUAAGGAUCUGCUCAGGAAGAUGAUAUGCCGGGACGUUCACAGGCGGUUCUCUGCAGAGCAGGCUUUGAGGCAUCCAUGGAUGCUGAAUGAAGGCGAGACAAACUCACUGGCUGAUCUGACCUGAACAAAGAGAAGACCCCCCCUUUCUCCUGAAUCGAAUCCAAAAGUUAAACUACUGGGUUGGUGGUAGUGGCAGGAUCCUGUAAAUAUGCCACUUUUUUUGGCUUUCCCCAAUGUAAAUUCAUCACUAGAUCACUUCCUUCCCCUGCUUUUCUUCUCUGCCCGAGCUCGGGACUCUCCAAGGCCAAGAUGGACCGCAUCCCAGAGCUGAGAGACAGAGGGAGAACACCUGGAGGCUACUGCUGAGAGCACUGCAGAGUUUUCAUCUUUGUUCAGAUUUUGUUCCUUUGUUCUUUUGUGAAGGCUUAUGUCUGGUGUUUUGGAAGCGGUAAAUAGGCGUUUGGAGAAGCCUUGCCCUUGUCUUUCCCCACCCCAUCUCUCUUUUCCCCCGUGAGAGUGCGGAAGUGAGAAAGCCACUUAGUCAACAGAAAAAGAGAAAAACGAAAGAGAGAGACUUUUUAUUUUGGGCAUCUUUUUGUAUAAUCUGUAGUGAAUGGAAUCAAGAAAUUCUCUCUUUUUCCUUCCUGUCA